AUGAGGGGUAAAAUAUCAAAAGCGGAGGUAGGUAACGGAGGAGGGGUUAUUGCUGUCUGUCUGGGCCCGGACCUACAUAUCUACCGUAUCGAUAAGCACAAAAAAGUCGACCGGUUCGGCGAACUCCCCUCCUCGGCAGUCACUCAUCAAUUACUGGCAGCCUGCUCGCCAGCUUUCAUUCACGCUCCCCGGAAGCUUGAUUCAGUCGUCUGCCUACCCAUGGUCUCAUUCACCUCCGAAUACAUCAGUGUCGGUGGAAAUAGGCACCCCGCCGCCGCGGACUGGGAUGUUCAUUCCGGCAUCCUCGCCUACGGUGCAGAUAAUAAUGUAGCCUUGUGGGAUCCUCUCGCAGAAUCACGUCGGGGAGUUUAUUCGGUUCUAGUUGGCCAUACCGACAAGGUCAGCGUUGUCAAAUUUUAUACCUGUCCCACAACGGGGACGAGGUUACUUCUGACUGGAUCUGUCGAUUGCACCGUACGAUUAUGGCGUGCCGAUCCCAUUGACCACAGGCGAUUCGCCCAUGCGCUUACCUUGACGGAUCACACUGGUUCAGUUAAUGCAAUAGCUACAAAUUCCGGGGUUGAUAUUAUUGCAACUGGCGGCGCAGAUGCAACUGUCAAGAUAUGGAGGAUAUCUAUUCAAGAUUCUGUCAAAGGAGAGCUAUUGGAAAGCAUACCAACGAAACCGCGCUACUUCCCACUUGCACUGGCACUGGCGCCGCUUCCAACGGACACGCAGGACAGACCUGUUGCAUUAGCAGUUGCUGGCACCACUAACAUAGUGCAAAUAUACGCUGCUGAGAAUACUGUUGACACACCGCGGUUUAAGGUAUCUGCUACACUUUCCGGGCAUGAGGCAUGGGUGCGCUCGCUUGCCUUCACUGUGGACAUGCACAGCAAGACAGGGGACCUCUUGCUUGCUUCCGCUAGCCAGGACAAGUACGUUCGGUUGUGGCGCCUGAACCGUGGAGAGGCUGCAUCGUCUGGGUUAGUGGGAUCAGAGGAAGAUGCUGUUCUGGGUGGAUUCGAGCCAACAUUGUCCAACAAAGCCCACCAAUUCGAGGCAGCAAGAUCCAAAUAUUCUAUGACCUUUGAAGCUCUUUUGUUUGGUAAUGAAGAUUGGGUAUACACUGCUGCCUGGAACCCUAACCCAGAGCGGCAGCAACUUCUCACUGCUUCCGCAGAUAAUACUCUGACCAUCUGGGAACAAGAUCCGUUAUCCGGAGUGUGGCUUUCCGCGGAACGGAUGGGGGAGCUGAGUGUACAGAAAGGCUCUACUACAGCCACCGGUAGUACUGGUGGAUUUUGGAUUGGCCUUUGGUCGCCAAAUGGCUGCCAAAUUGUCUGCCUCGGACGUACAGGUAGCUGGAGGGCGUGGAGAUACCAAGCUGAAUCUGAUACCUGGGAUCAAACCUUGGGAAUUACUGGACAUGUGCGAUCUGUUAACGGAAUCCAAUGGGAACCUUCUGGUGGUUAUCUUCUAUCAACAAGUGCUGAUCAAACAACCCGCCUUCAUGCACAGUGGCUUCGGGAAGGGCAAAAGUCGUGGCACGAAUUCUCGCGACCGCAGAUUCAUGGUUACGAUUUGAACUGCGUUGACACUCUUGGCCCGGACCGCUUCGUAUCAGGUGCUGAAGAGAAGCUGUUACGGGUGUUCAAAGAACCUAAACCAAUUGCCCAACUGCUGAAGAACCUUUCCGGACUCGCACAGAAUACAGAGGGAGAGCUUCCUGACACAGCUCAGAUUCCAGUUUUGGGGUUGUCCAAUCAAGCUGUGGGUGAAGAAGCCCCUGUGGAAACAGAUACGGCAGAGGCCGAGAGUAUCGGACAAGCGCAGGCAUAUCAAUCAAUACUAUCAAAUUCGACUCAGCCUCCUCUCGAGGACCAACUGGCUCGAUAUACCCUGUGGCCUGAACACGAAAAACUUUACGGCCAUGGGUACGAAAUAUCCGCCGUGGCCGUAAGUCACGACCGCACACUCAUCGCCACUGCAUGCAAGGCCAGCUCGAUAGAUCAUGCAGUGGUGCGUUUGUACGACACAUCCGAUUGGCACGAGAUUCGACCAUCACUUGCAGCUCAUACUUUGACCAUUACCAGUCUCUCCUUUUCAGCUGAUGACAAAUAUCUGCUCAGUGUUGGACGGGAUCGGCAGUGGGCGGUUUAUCGUCGGAGUGAAACAGACUCAUCAAGCUUCACACUCAUUACGUCCAACCCCAAGGGCCACUCGCGCAUGAUUCUCGAUGCGGACUGGGCCCCUGUCUCAGAGUCUCAGCUCCCCAUUUUUGCGACAGCUGGUCGAGACAAGUUGAUCAAGUUGUGGCAGCUGUCAGGGGACCUGGCUGAGUGCAAGGCUACCAUUCCUUCGAGGAGCUCUGUCACUUCCCUGUCCUUCCUUCCGCAUAUCUACAGAGGGAUGCUAUACCUUGCAGCGGGAGAGGAUGAUGGGAAGCUCUCUAUUCAUCAGAUCAAAGUAGACGGCGUCGAACCUAGCCCCUUGGCAAGCCCUGAUAGAGACCAGUCACCGUCAAAAGCCAUCACAGAACUAUCAUGGCGUCCUCUCACAGAACAAAGCGAGGCAAGUGCCGAUAAACAGGAUUUCGAGCUUGCUGUUGCGAGCGACGACAAUUCGAUACGUAUAUAUAGCAUAUCUGACAUGGUAUCGGAACCAUGA
Messenger RNA from Aspergillus nidulans FGSC A4, 2670 nucleotides. Its product is annotated as Elongator subunit ELP2. Bases 1 to 2670 code for a protein of 889 amino acids. Gene Ontology annotation, molecular function: microtubule binding. Lineage: Eukaryota; Fungi; Ascomycota; Eurotiomycetes; Eurotiales; Aspergillaceae. Gene Ontology annotation, cellular component: nucleus; elongator holoenzyme complex; cytoplasm. The transcript has 2 exons. Gene Ontology annotation, biological process: tRNA wobble uridine modification; regulation of transcription by RNA polymerase II; protein urmylation. The record is from RefSeq and is a predicted model, not a curated record.